GCAUAUAAAGGGCCCAGCAGGGGGAGGCGCCACACAGACACCUCCCUCUGCACCUGCUCCUGCGACCACUCCCCUCCACCUCCAGAACCAUGGGCUGCUCUGGCUGUUCCGGGGGCUGCGGCUCCAGCUGUGGGGGCUGCGGCUCCAGCUGCUGUGUGCCCGUGUGCUGCUGCAAGCCCGUGUGCUGCUGUGUGCCCGCCUGCUCCUCCAGCUGUGGCUCCAGUGCCUGCUGCCAGUCCAGCUGUUGCAAACCCUGCUGCUCCCAGUCCAGCUGUUGCCAGUCCAGCUGUUGCAAACCCUGCUGCUCCCAGUCCAGCUGUGGCCAGUCCAGCUGCUGCAAACCCUGCUGCUCCCAGUCCAGCUGUGGCCAGUCCAGCUGUUGCAAACCCUGCUGCUCCCAGUCCAGCUGCUGUGUGCCCGUGUGCUGCUGCAAGCCCGUGUGCUGCUGUGUGCCCGCCUGCUCCUCCAGCUGUGGCUCCUGUGGGGGCUGUGGCUCCUGUGGGGGCAGCCAGGCCAGCUGUGGCUCCUGUGGGGGCAGCCAGGGCAGCUGUGGCUCCAGCUGCUGUGUGCCCGUGUGCUGCUGCAAGCCCGUGUGCUGCUGUGUGCCCGCCUGCUCCUGCUCCAGCUGUGGCUGCUCCUAUUCCCAGCUGAGGGCAGCAGAGUCUCCCAACCGAGAGGCAUCCAGGACUCUCACCGUGGACUCGUGGCCUGUCCUGUUCUCAGGGGAGGCGCCACACAGACACCUCCCUCUGCACCUGCUCCUGCGACCACUCCCCUCCACCUCCAGAACCAUGGGCUGCUCUGGCUGUUCCGGGAGCUGCGGCUCCAGCUGUGGGGGCUGCGGCUCCAGCUGCUGUGUGCCCGUGUGCUGCUGCAAGCCCGUGUGCUGCUGUGUGCCCGCCUGCUCCUCCAGCUGUGGCUCCAGUGCCUGCUGCCAGUCCAGCUGCUGCAAACCCUGCUGCUCCCAGUCCAGCUGUUGCCAGUCCAGCUGUUGCAAACCCUGCUGCUCCCAGUCCAGCUGCUGCCAGUCCAGCUGCUGCAAACCCUGCUGCUCCCAGUCCAGCUGUGGCCAGUCCAGCUGCUGCAAACCCUGCUGUUCCCAGUCCAGCUGUUGCCAGUCCAGCAGCUGCAAACCCUGCUGCUCCCAGUCCAGCUGCUGUGUGCCCGUGUGCUGCUGCAAGCCCGUGUGCUGCUGUGUGCCGGCCUGCUCCUCCAGCUGUGGCUCCUGUGGGGGCUGUGGCUCCUGUGGGGGCAGCCAGGGCAGCUGUGGCUCCUGUGGGGGCAGCCAGGGCAGCUGUGGCUCCAGCUGCUGUGUGCCCGUGUGCUGCUGCAAGCCCGUGUGCUGCUGUGUGCCCGCCUGCUCCUGCUCCAGCUGUGGCUGCUCCUAGUCUGGCUGCCGCCAGCCCUGCUGCCCCCAGUGCCGUGGUCGGAGCCCCGUGGCUCCAGUGCAGGUGUGAGGAGCUGGCACUGAGCUCAGAUCAGCCCUGCGACCUCACUCCCCACACAGUGACAGGAGCUGCGUCCCCACUCCUGAGCCCCUCCCCCUGGGUCUUCAGGCCCCAGCUGAGGGCAGCAGAGUCUCCCGACCGAGGGGCAUCCAGGGCUCUCAGCGUGGACUCGCGGCCUCUCCUGUUCUCAGUGAGCGAUGCCUCUCAUCAACUCCAUGGCCUCUCAAGGCCCCACCCUGAAGGCAGCCUCCCUGGGGUUCCCCCUGCACCCCGACACCAGGGAAGUCCUGGGCAGGUGCAGACGGUGCCUCCCCCACCACCCAGCUAGGGGUGCUCCUGUAGAUAUAAGCCUCCUUGGCCACAGGAACAGGCCAGGUGUAGUGCACCCCUGUGACCAAUUCUGAGUCCUGUUGUUGUAGGCAGCCAUAUGGGAUAGAAUUGAUGAGGUUUGUGAGCUGGAAGACCAGGCCUUCACCCUACUGUGUGACCCCAGGCCCUGACCUGACAACCUGUGUGCCCACCUGCCCAUCAGGCUAAUGAACCACUCCCCUCUGGAAGUGGAUUAAAGUAUAAAGGCCUGGAACAUGGUGGACCCAGCUUUUUUUUUUUUCUCCUUUGCCAUUGCAGGCGCUGGCUGCCCUGGGCCUCCCGGGUGCCGGGCAUUCGGCCCACCCGCCCACGCUUCCUGGCCUGCGCUCCUCCACGAGGCUCCUGGUGCCCGGUGAAUCCAGAAUUCCCCCCUCUGAGCAGGGCCCUCCCUCUCCUGUGCAUUUCUCCACGGAAUAAAAGCUGAAACACCUGCCA
Molecule: messenger RNA, 2252 nt
Organism: Oryctolagus cuniculus (rabbit)
Lineage: Eukaryota; Metazoa; Chordata; Mammalia; Lagomorpha; Leporidae
Source: RefSeq, a predicted model, not a curated record